UUAGGGUUGCGGACGGCACCGUCUAGUUGUUUUCCGGUGGUGCUCUGCUCAUAGGAGUACGGCGCUGAGACCAAAGCUCCCUGUGGAUAGAUCUGCGGAUUCUGGUGUUGAUCGGAAUUAUGAGCGUGUUGGCUUGGAAUUGCAAAGGCUUGGGAAACCCGGUGUUGGUGCAGUGCUUAUCAGACCUGGUGCAGAGGAACAAACCAUCAAUCAUAUUUUUGAUGGAGACAAAAUUACGCUGCAGAAGGGUGAAGGAUAUACUUCGGUCGCUAGGGUAUAUUAACAGCGAAGGUACAUAUGCAGAAGGGCAAGGAGGAGGAGUUAUCUUGGGAUGGAAUGAAGAUUGCGAUGUAACGGUGGUGGAAUCGAACGCCAAUUUCAUCGAUUGCCAGGUCUGUAGCAUGGAAGGCGGUUUAACGUGGAGGUUCACCGGCUACUAUGCAUACCCGGAGACGGUGAGGAGGAGGGCGGUGUGGAAUCUACUGCAAAGGCUGGCAGCGAGCAAUUCUUUUCCAUGGUUGGUCAUGGGAGACAUGAAUGAUAUCAUGUAUGUGUCGCAUAAGAAAGGGCGAAUACCGCACCCACUGUGGCGUUUGAAUGGAUUCAGGGGAGUGGCAGCUUGUGGAUUGCGAGAUUUCCCGUUUGACGGAUACCAGUGGACAUGGGAAUGGGGGAAAGGAACUCCAAAUUGGGUGGAGGAAAAGCUUUACCGAAUUCUUAUCAAUGAUUCUUGGUGGGAUAAUUUCAGGGAGGCAAUAGCAAACUCGGUGGAAGCCUCCACAAGUGACCAUAUGGCCUUAGUUAUUCGUAUAAAGCCUACUUGUCAUAAUAAGACGGAGAAGAGGUUCCGAUUUGAAAACAAUUGGCUGAAGGAGGAGGAAUGAAGAACAAUUGUAGCUAACAAUUGGAGGGCAGGAGAACAAAUGACAGUGGGGGAUCGACUUCUCUUUUGUGGGAAAGAAUUAGCUAAAUGGGAUGGCAGCAGAACCAAUGGUUUUCGCCAUCAAAUACAAGCAUGCAAAAAAUGAAUGUCGUGAUUAAAAUGGAAGGAGGACACGACUAAUGUUAUUGAAUAUAUCCGCACUAGAUUAGUCCUGAAUUCGUUGUUGGAGAAGGAAAAUCAGUACUGGAGGCAGAGGGCUAAGGAAUUCUGACUGAGAGAAGGAGAUAUUAACUCCCGGUUCUUCCAUAAUGCGGUUAAGGCGCGCAGGAGGAAAAAUAAACUGCAGGGAUUACGAAGGUCGGAGGGAAGUUGGGCGACGGGCAGGGAAGAGGUAGGGGAUAUGGUGUAUAAUUACUUUGCUGGAUUAUUCACAGAGCUACCUCAGUCAGAUGUGGAGGAGGUUCUCGAAUCUCGGCCCACUAGGAACGGUGAGCUCGACGCAGAACAUCAGGCUAUUACGGCAAAUCACGAUGGAGGAAGUAAAGGAAGUCACAUUUAAUAUGCACCUGGAGAAGGCCCCAGGUACGGAUGGGAUGAAUUCGGCCUUUUUCCAAAUUUUUUGGGAUAUUGUGGAUCCGGAGGUAAUAGAUAUGUGUAGAGGUAUUUUUGAUAGUGGGAGAAUUCCUAGAGAAAUAAAUGUUACCAAUAUUGUACUGAUCUCAAAGAAGGAGAGACCUGAGAAUAUGGGGGACAUGAGAUCGAUUGCUUUAUGUAAUGUAGUAUAUAAAAUCUUCUCUAAAGUCCUGGCUAAUCGUAUGAAAGGAUUAUUGGGAGAUUUGAUAGGAGAAAACCAGAACGCGUUUAUUCCAGGAAGGUCGAUAGUGGAUAAUAUUGUGGUGGCGUUUGAGACUCAGCACUCUCUGAAGAGAAAACAAGGGGGGUAAAGAGGGGUUUGUGGCACUCAAGCUAGAAUGAGUAAAGCUUAUGAUAGAAUGAGCUGGAGUUUUUUGGAGAAAAUAAUGGGGAGAAUGGGCUUUGAAGCCAGUUGGAUUGGUCUCAUAAUGGAGUGUAUCAGUACAGUCAGCUAUCAUGUCCAAUUCGAGAAGGGAGCACUAGGGCCGAUUAUUCCGGGUAGAGGGUUGAGACAAGGGGACCCACUAUCUCCCUAUUUAUUUAUACUAGUGGCCGAAGGCCUAAGUUCGCUAUUGAGGAGGGCGGAUAGCAGAUGCGAUGUGCAUGGGGUGGCGGUGUGUAGAGGGGCUCCAAAGGUUUUGGAUGGGACGAUCCCUACUGUGGAUAAAUUGCGCCAGAGAGGUAUAGCUAUACCGAACGGGUGUAAACUAUGUGAUGACCCGGUGGAAUCUCUGGAGCAUGCUUUUCGGAGUUGUAGAUGGGCUCGUCCCGUGUGGCAGGAAGCUGGCAUAAAUGCCGAGGAGGACAAGCCGGUAGAGGAUUGGCUGAGGAGGGGUAUUGAGAUGGGAGAUGAGGAGAAGAAGGGUAAAUUCAUGGCGCUACUCUGGAGCCUUUGGAAACGAAUAAAUAAUGCAGUUUGGAAAGAUCAAAAGCUGGACACCACUAGUGUUAUUAAUGGAGCUGGUGGAAUGCUGGCAAGCUGGAAGGAGACCCAAGAUCGGGGGGACCGACAGGUGUUCAACAAAAUAAAGAGAGAACAGUGGAAGAGACCGAAGAAAUAUUAUAUAAAAAUUAAUGUGGAUGGCGCGACAAAUGAAAAUGGGGGUGUAAGAGCUUGGGGUUGGAUGACAAGAUAUGAUGAGGGGAAUUUUCUGAAAGCACAAGGGGGGUCGGCGGCGGUGAAUUGGACAGUGGCAGAGACAGAAGCUCAUGGGCUGCAGGAAGCUAUUAAGGGUGCUAUUCGGGAAGGAUGAAAUCAGGUUGAGUUUGAGUUAGAUGCAAUGACAGUAGUAAAGAAUAUAAAGUCAGGGGGAUGGUGCUCGUAUUUACAAAUUAUUAUAGAGGAUAUUAGAGAGGUGUUAGAAACUAAGAGUGAUCUGCGAAAGUGUGGCUCAUGCAAUAGCAAGAGGACACAUAAAUCUCCCAGAUCAGCAUAGUAGCUAUGAUG
Cuscuta europaea is the source of this 2963-nucleotide messenger RNA. The record is from the annotation of a GenBank genome assembly. NCBI's taxonomy places the organism in Eukaryota, Viridiplantae, Streptophyta, Magnoliopsida, Solanales, Convolvulaceae.